Molecule: messenger RNA, 2225 nt
Organism: Anopheles coluzzii
Lineage: Eukaryota; Metazoa; Arthropoda; Insecta; Diptera; Culicidae
Exons: 3
Coding region: 679-2172 (497 amino acids)
Source: RefSeq, a predicted model, not a curated record
ACACAGCAACAAUAAAAAUAUAUUUUAAAAAUACAUCAUAAACCCAUAACCAAACAAAUUUGUUACAUUGCCGCGUUCACUUUUACUUUUACACCGCAAAUGCAGGAUUUGAAGCUUCUCUCGCUUAUUGGAUUUAGCUAAUUGUUGGUAAACUCCGCCCCGCUAUCGAAUUAGACAUGCUCAUUUGCAAGUCAAAUAGGUUAAACUCUGGCCAACGGGCGUUGAAUCAAUAUUAGCUACAACGAUCACACACACGUGUGCAACUUUUAUUGAAGUGUUUGAACGCGCUAGCAUAAUGGAGAUGGUGUGCUUUUACACAAUUCACUGGACGGUUACUAAGCAGCGUUUAAAAAUUAUCCAACCAUGACAACAAGGUGUCUGGUACAAGAUUCACCUUCUAUUCCAAACUUGUGUACAGCAAAUGUUGUGUUUACCUAAGAACUUAUCCAUUCCCAAUGCUUCGUAUCGAUUUUAUAAGGAAAUUGUGAAAUAAAGCAAUCACUGUAGAUACAUACAAACCACACUGAUGCUCCACCAGAAACACUCACUGAAUAAUGACAAUUGCUCAUGAUGAGCUUCGCAUUAAAUACAUCCCAAACCACAAUAGCUCACGUUUGCACCACUCACCGUUACACUUUCGUUUCGAAAUGUGCAAGUAAUUUCUAGCAACGCGUUCCUAUGAUAUUAUCAACCACCCCUGAUUGCAUGAUGUCGAUGCAGCAUUCGUUUCCGGAAGUCACUACCGUUCCAUCAAAACUUGAUUCACUGGUGACAAGCCGGCCCACUUUACGGUUGAGCAGAGCACCAGCCGCAAUGGAUCACCACAAACCAUUCUCCGUACUGCUAGUGCUGCUGCUACAUGGAAGUCUACAGGCAUACGGUACUAUAUCUCCCAAGGUCAUCGCACUGCAGCAAGUGCUCUCCAGCGAGCUACAGACACUGGAACGUAACGCACUGCUUACGGGUCCGUUACACGCCGAAUCAUCCUCCGAUGGAAGUGCGAUUAGUCGCCUCCGAAGAACGUUUCACGAAUUCGAACGUCAAAAUCAGGAAAGUAUUACCGCGAUAUUGAGGGUGCUGGCACUGAUCGAUCAUACGCUGGAGAACACCGUUCAGGACUGUGAAAAAGUGUUCCAUCUUCCGUCGCUCUACAGUGAGAAUGUAUUGUUUCGCGACGUUACCCGACCGCUGCUGCUGCUGGUGGAACAGCUCUGUCAGCAGAUAACCUUGGAGGACUUUGGUCAGAUAGAGUCAUCGUUGGAGGCGGUAGAACAGGCGGCCACCCAUUACCGAUCCCGGUUGGAUGAGACGAAACGCAGCAUGCAGGUUGUGUUGGACGAGCUGGAUCACAUUAUGGGAACGUUCUCAGCCCCAUCACAGCUGAAUGCGCUGUUCGAUCAAAUGGAACAGGUAAAUGCAACAAUCCGUAGUUCGAUUGCAAGGGCCACAGUCAACUUGCUCGAUAGGCAACACGCUAUCAGUGACAAGAUACUUCCCACAUCCGAGGGGAAUAACGAUAUGUUUGUGAUUGUUGAGAGCUUUAUGACGUUUUUGGCGAACGAAACCGGUAUUUUAGCGGAGGAUCUAGCCGAACAGCUGGACGAUUGGUUCAAUGAAACGACGAACUUGAUUAACAUCGUAUCGGAAGAAGUGUCCGCCAUACCGCAAACGCUAAUGGAAGCUCCCAUCGAAGCGUUUCUGAGACAAGAAAGCUCACUCAAAUGCUUGGCGGAGUACAACAACAAAAAGGCUGUGGAGAAAUUGUGGAUUGGAUUGGAUCGAAUUCUGCAGUGCUUCCACCUUGGCAACGACACCGAGCGCCCGUUUGAAAUGGCGAAACAAUUGCUCAGCUUAGCGGACAGGAACAUUCAGCUCACUUUGGAAGAGAUUUUGGAGUGUCACCAGAGCACCUUGCGCGUCGGUUACGAUGCGAAGGUUUAUGAUGAGAUGGCAAGCUGCUACGAAAUGUCCAAACCGAUUCUGGAAGCAAUGCAGGAGUACGUUUACUCGAAGAUGGAUGAGAUUUACUUCCAUGUUGAGCUUUCAAUGUACUUUAACGAGCUUAAAAUGGAAUCGUGCGUUUACUAUCGGGCGAGAGAGAUGAUGUUGGACGUGUCCGAGGUCAACCAACGCUAUCGAAAGUGUAACGAAGAAGGCCAAAUAGAGUUGUAAGGAAUAACUGGAACUGAAUGGAACAUAUUUAUAAUUCCUUUAAUCACUUUCAA